AUGGCAGUCACUGCAUUCCCUUCAACGGAGGAAUCCCCCGAUCUCACCCUUCUCAACGUGGCGCGACUGUUCACCCGAUUAGAACACAACCUCCUCUCUCCCGGCUCGGAGCUCCGCACCCUGCGCAAGUCUGAGCUCCAGCGUCUGCGAGUGGCCAAGAACGUCGACUAUGCCCGCACGCUGCUAUCCCAAUUAGAACGCUCCCUCCCACAAAUAAAACCACUCGACCGACGCCACGAAGCACAGGCAGAAAUCGCACGGGACAGACAGUUGCUAAAGCGGAUGCAAAGUGUCCUCGACGAAGAAGAGUCCCGCGCCGAAGAGGACAACGAUGGCGAGGUCGAUGAGGUCGAUGAUGAAUGGAAGGAGUUAUUCUCGAAACCAAUUACAGGAGAACCACCAGCAUUGCCUGUCACCGAAGAAUCAGCAGCCACUACAGCAUCAACUACAACAUCAACAUCCACAUCCACACCCUCGAGCACAGCUCCAACCAUCCCACCCUCCACCCUCCGCAACCGCAAUCCAACCUCCAACAAACCACAACCAACCCCCUCACCAUCCACCACACAAGCCACCAGCACAAGCACAAACCUUAGCACCUCCCCCUCCCAACCCCCCACCACAACCGAAAAAGAAGCCGCCCUAACCACCUCCCGCCUCGAACAAGAAGACCUAACAACCUCCCUCCUCUCCCUCGCAACCCAAUUAAAAGCCUCCUCGCACUCCUUCCAAGCAACCCUCGAAAACGAAAAGUCCGUGCUGGACCGCGCCGUCUCCGGCAUCGACAAGACGAGUUCCACCAUGGAGGCGGCUGGCCAGCGGAUGGGGAUGUUGAGGCGGAUGACGGAGGGGAAGGGGUGGUGGGGGCGGAUGAUGCUUUAUGGGUGGAUUUUUGGGUUGUGGGUUGUUGCGGUUUUGAUUGUGUAUGUUGGGCCGAAGUUGAGGUUUUGA
Messenger RNA from Penicillium daleae, 951 nucleotides. RefSeq lists its product as uncharacterized. The record is from RefSeq and is a predicted model, not a curated record. Gene Ontology annotation, molecular function: SNAP receptor activity. Gene Ontology annotation, cellular component: SNARE complex; endoplasmic reticulum. Gene Ontology annotation, biological process: retrograde vesicle-mediated transport, Golgi to endoplasmic reticulum. The coding region runs from base 1 to 951 and encodes 316 amino acids. The transcript is spliced from 2 exons. NCBI's taxonomy places the organism in Eukaryota, Fungi, Ascomycota, Eurotiomycetes, Eurotiales, Aspergillaceae.